Molecule: messenger RNA, 1712 nt
Organism: Camellia sinensis
Lineage: Eukaryota; Viridiplantae; Streptophyta; Magnoliopsida; Ericales; Theaceae
Molecular function (GO): DNA binding
Source: RefSeq, a predicted model, not a curated record
CUAUGCAGGUUAAGAUGAAGUUAGUUAACCUGGGACAUGCUCAGAGCGAAGAAACAAGGAUGAAAAUUGGCAUUGGAGUGCGAAUGGGGUGGGAAAGGCGCCGUGAAAAACUGAAGCUGCAGGAAACUUGCUACUUUGAGUGGCAGAAUUUGAUAGCAGAAGCUUCUAGAAAGGGAUUUGUUGGUGAGGAAGAGAAGCAGUGGAACUCCUAUAAGAUCUUGGAUGAACAGCUCGAGCAGGAAUGGUUGGAGAGUGUUGAACAAAGGAGAAAAAUGGCAAGACCGAAAGGUAGCAAGAGAGCACCCAAGUCUCUUGAGCAAAGGAGGAAAAUUUCAGAGGCCAUUUCUGCCAAAUGGGCUGAUCCUGUAAGGGCAUAUGUUGCAUUUUCUGCUGAGAAUGCAUACCGUGACAGGGUUUGCACUGCCCUUCAUAAAUAUCAUGGCACACCAGUUGGAGCAGAAAGGAAGCCAAAGCGAAGGCCAAGAAGCAGUGAGAGACAACCCAGAAUACAGAAUCCCACAAAGAAGAAAGCUAAUGACACUGAUAAUUCCACAGGGAAUGUGACUGAAAGCCAAAAGCGUCGUACUAGGUUAAGAAGUAAUAUGCCCUUAUUUAAGGAUCCUUUGGCAAGCUCCAAACUAGAGAUGAUAAAGAACAUUAGAGCAGAGAGAGCAGCUGCCGAAACCAAGAAGACUGAAGCCAUUGAACGAGCAAAGUUAUUGAUUGCUGAAGCUGAAAAGGCUGCAAAGGCUCUUGAGGCGGCUGCAACAAAGAGCCCUCUCGCUCAAGCUUCCCUCAUCGAAACUAGGAAUCUCAUAGCCGAAGCAAUUCAAUCAAUUCAAUCCAUAGAAAUUGGACAGAUUGAUUCUCAUGGGAAUGGUAGACACCCUUCAAUCGCCUCAGCAGAACUGGUCAACCAGGCUGAGAAGGGAAAUAAUCCAGGUGUUCAAGGUCUGAGCCAAAGAGAUAAUGGAGAAAUCAAUGGUACCCAAACAGUAGAAUCAAGUAAGAGCGAUUAUAACGACUUUGGUUUUGGUAAAUUCAACUUCCAUGAUUUGCUUAAUGGUAAGGAGGAACUUUAUCAAACAAGCAUGAGUGAUUAUGGUUUGCCUCCAUCAGAACUGGAUGGUAUAAUAAAGCAAUGCAGCUUCACUGAGCAGCUGAGUCAGCUUGAACUGAAUGGGAAUGGAGCAGAAUAUCAGUCCAGGAAAGAGGAAACACCACCUAAUUCAAUUCCUGUCGCGAAGAAAUGGGUUCGUGGCAGGCUGGUUGAAGUGGUGGAUGGAGAUUAGGCUAGUGUACAAGAAUGUUGUGAAGUUGGCCGAGUUUUCAUCUGUUAGAAGGUAAAUUGACUUACAGUUCACAUCUUGAUUGUUGUGGCCAUUUUGGCGCGAGAAUGUUGCAGUUUAACCUUGUACAUUGAGGUGCUACUGCAGUUGUCAUGUGAGUUUCAUCAUAUUUAUGGCCAACUACUAUAUGUAUCAUAAUCACAAUUUCCUGGGUUACUAAAAUUCUGGUUGGAAGGAUGGUAUAUUAGUGUAGUUAUUGCUGUAAUGUAUCUUUGCAGUUACAAUUGAAUUAGGUACAUCCAUGUCAUUGUAGAUCCAUAUAAUUUUAUUUUAUUUAUUCUGGUUUUGUAUAAAAUUUUAUUGUAUCCAUGUUCGAGUUAUGGAAGUAAUGGCCUUGCAAAAAGCUCAUUUUAGACUAUAUAA